UUUUAGCAGGGCCGUUUUAGAUGUAACACCAAACAAAUUGUCAAAUCAAACACGUGUGUGAUUGUAGUCAGAUAAAUGAGCUGUGUAAAAUCGGAGGAUCAUAUCGUUAUAAGUUCAAAACACACAAAGUGAGACAGAAUGGUGGGAAAGAUUAAACGGAUCCGACAGAAGCUUCAUCACGGCGCCGUAAAGCUGCAAAAUGACAGUGAAAGCAAAUCUACUCAAGGAAAUCUGGAGAAAGCUCCGAUCCCAUCAGCACUUGUGCAAAGUACAGCAAAAACACUCUCAACACAGCCCAAAAUAAACACAACCGACAGCAGUGUAAACAGCAAUGCAAAGACGUUUAAUUUUCCCAGUGGAGUGUUUGCUGGAACUAAAAUUACCCCCGAGACUUUAGUCCAAAUUCUGAAGUUUGAUGAACCAUCAAAUGUGACAGUAACCAAACAUGCAGGAGGAGAACAGAAAUGCACAGGGGAAAAGAAACAACAAUCCAAGAAAGAAAAAAUGAAGGAGCGGAGAGAACGAUGGCUGAACAAAAUAAGUGCAAUUAAACAGGCACGUGAACAGCAAAUGGCACAAGCACGGAGGAAGGCCAUGCCCAUUGUGGGGGACAUGAGACCGCUGGCCGACGCCCUUCCUGAACUCUCCCUUCUCCUCCCAUCUCUUAAAAGUGCACACCGGAAAAAUAAAGCUCCAGUUAAGAAGAAACCAGAACCCACAGACUUCAGUCUGAUGAAACCAUCCCAGAAACGAAAGCUACUCGAGAAUGAAACAUCUCACUUUAGCGAAGCCAUGAAAAACCCUGCCUACAAGACCAACCCCUUGGCUGUGAUCGGUGAACACUUGCGAAAACGACUAAAACAAGGAGAAGAACAGAGUUAAUCAUAUCUUUGGAGCACCACCCUAUUGUUAGACUACAAAAACUGUAUGUUAAACCUGGGACACCGAAACAAACUAGUUGGUGUAUCUCACAAAAACUGUCAAGAUAUGUCCAGGGUUGCAUUUCCCAAAAGCACCGUAAGCUUAAGUUGAGCGUAGAGACCAUUGGCGCCAAUGGUCUCUACGAUCAACUUGAGCUUGCAAUGCUUUUGGGAAAUGCAACCCUGGACAUAGUUUACCCCAAUAUCAAAAGUUAAAAAUACUAAGUGUUAUUUUGCAUGAAGAAAAUAAAGCUUUUUAGGACCAUCA
Messenger RNA from Myxocyprinus asiaticus (Chinese sucker), 1188 nucleotides. RefSeq names its product SLX9 ribosome biogenesis factor (gene slx9). Gene Ontology annotation, biological process: maturation of SSU-rRNA from tricistronic rRNA transcript (SSU-rRNA, 5.8S rRNA, LSU-rRNA). The record is from RefSeq and is a predicted model, not a curated record. NCBI's taxonomy places the organism in Eukaryota, Metazoa, Chordata, Actinopteri, Cypriniformes, Catostomidae. The transcript has 6 exons. Gene Ontology annotation, cellular component: preribosome, small subunit precursor; nucleolus; 90S preribosome. Bases 139 to 882 code for a protein of 247 amino acids.